This is a messenger RNA of Lampris incognitus (smalleye Pacific opah), 2773 nucleotides long. It is a transcript of the gene dram2b, whose product is annotated as DNA-damage regulated autophagy modulator 2b. Gene Ontology annotation, cellular component: lysosome. NCBI's taxonomy places the organism in Eukaryota, Metazoa, Chordata, Actinopteri, Lampriformes, Lampridae. The record is from RefSeq and is a predicted model, not a curated record. Gene Ontology annotation, biological process: photoreceptor cell maintenance; regulation of autophagy. Bases 177 to 989 code for a protein of 270 amino acids. The transcript has 7 exons.
CGGAAGUAUCAGGCGGCAGUACCCCGUCGUAUUGGCGUUAAAGUCAGUACAUCCGCGGCUGGUGUCUGAGGGGUCGUCCACAGACAGUUGUUCCUACAGCGCGCAUCUAACUUCCAGGUGUCACCGGGCACACGCCACAGACAAGACACCGACCGACACACACGGAGCACGAGGCCAUGUGGUGGUUUCAGCAGGGCCUCUGCAUCCUGCCCGUAGCGCUGGUGACCUGGACAUCAGCCAGCAUCAUCUUCGUCUACAUCACAGCGGUGGUCCUGAGACACGUUGACCCUCUGGUACCCUACAUCAGUGACACGGGAACGAUGGCCCCGGAGAGAUGCCUGUUCGGGUUGAUGCUUGACGUGUCCGCAUUCCUAGGCAUGGCCACCACAUAUGUGCGCUACAAGCAGGUGCAGGCUCUGACAGGACACGGAGAUCAUAAACUCCACAACCUCAACCAUGUUGGCCUUGUGCUGGGCUGGAUCAGCUCCUUUGGCAUGUGUGUUGUUGCCAACUUCCAGAAAACCACCCUGUUCUCCAUGCAUCUGGUAGGGGCCGUGCUGACGUUUGGGGUAGGGGCGCUGUACAUUCUGGUCCAGAUCCUCAUCUCCCUCAAGAUGCAGCCCCAUUUCCACAGUAAGGCCACCUUCAGAGUCCGCCUUGCCAUUGGGAUCUGGACUGUGGCCAGCAUCAUCUCCAUGUUUGUGUCAUCUGUCAUCAUGUACAGCAGUCUGCCUGGUGUGGAUGUGGCUCACAAACUACACUGGAUACCUGGAGAAAUGGGUUACACAGCUCACAUCAUCAGCACCAUCUCUGAGUGGUCGUUGGCUUUAUCCUUCGUCAGCUUCUUUCUCACGUACAUCAGAGACUUCCAGAAAAUUGAUUUACAAGCAGAAGUGAAUCUACGGAGCGGCCAUCUGUAUAACGACUUCUACAGCACAGCAGUGGUCAACCAAGCAGAAACUUCACCACUUUUAGCAGGAAGCAUAUGAGCCAAAUAGCUCUUGUCUCUGUACAGUUAGGAACAUGUUCCCAAGGCCACAGAGAUUUACUGACGACAGAUACAUUUAGUUCUUUCUGUCACGCCGGGUGUUCCAGUGUUACCUAAACUGUUUUCACCUGUGUUUUGUACUUAUGAUUGAAAAGGUAUUGAUUUUGCACUUUUUAUGAAGACGUAAUGUAGAUCUAGUUUUUUAUUUACUUUUACUGCUUUGAGACCUGGAAUAAAAACAUAGCAGGUAAGACAUUUUCCACUUUGAUUAGGAUGUACAGUGCUGUAGACAUUUUUUACCCACUUGAACUUUUUUACAUUUUGUUCUUGAAUUAUUUUAUCCCUUCACUAAAACAAUUCAACACAUUUAUAAAGCAAAAACUAACUAGAAUGGAAGAAGUGUCUGUCUGUGUGUCUGACUGUCUGUCUGUCUCUCUGUCUGUCCAUCGAUUUUCUUGACAAUUGUUGAUCCACUCGACUUUACACUUGACGGGUGUUGCUGGGGAUCCAAAAGAAGUGCAGUGUCGAGUGUGAAGUUGUCUGGAUAAGCAGUUCUCGAGAAUGCUGCAAGCAGCAACAGCGGAGGCUGAGCAGUCGGCCCAUUCUUAACAGGCAAAGCACUGUUUUUUGAACUGGAGAACAUUUGUUUUCAAGAAUGAGUCUUAAGAGUUUUCAUUUAAGAAAGUUUACAUUUGGUUAUCGCCAAACAUAGCACUUUGCUUCCAGGCCUGACAGCGCAACUUAAUUCUCACCAUCUCGCUGUACAUGGUCCCAGAGUUUCUCACCAUCUUGCUGUACAAGGUCUCAGAGUUUCUCACCAUCUCGCUGUACAAGGUCUCAGAGUUUCUCACCAUCUCACUGUACAUGGUCCCAGAGUUUCUCACCAUCUCGCUGUACAAGGCCCCAGAGUUUCUCACCAUCUCGCUGUACAAGGUCCCAGAGUUUCUCGCCAUCUCACUGUACAAGGUCUCAAGAGUUUCUCACCAUCUCGCUGUACAAGGUCUCAGAGUUUCUCACCAUCUCACUGUACAUGGUCCCAGAGUUUCUCACCAUCUCGCUGUACAAGGUCUCAAGAGUUUCUCACCAUCUCACUCUACAAGGUCCCAGAGUUUCUCACCAUCUCACUCUACAAGGUCCCAGAGUUUCUCGCCAUCUCGCUGUACAAGGUCUCAAGAGUUUCUCACCAUCUCACUGUACAAGGUCCCAGAGUUUCUCACCAUCCCACUGUACAAGGUCUCAGACUUUUUUGCAUGCUUUCUAGCAAACUUCAGAUGUAACUUAAUAUUGGCCUUUCUCAGAACUAGCUUACCUCCAGCGACUCUCCCAAAGAAGGCAAAUCCGAAGGUACAGGAGAUUUUUGAUGUCUGUGGACAGUUUUGUAUCAUUUCGGCCAACAACUCAGCAUGUUCGUAGUACUUCCUAACUUACUUUUUUAUUUUUAUUUUGUAUUACAUUUUUGUUAUAAUGUAUUUUCUGGUGCCCCUAGGAAGAUUGAAAUCUUUGCCAAUGUUUUUAUGUUGUUCUACAGUUUUUUUGCACCGAAUGGCUUCAUCCCAAAGUUGAUGAUGAGGAUAACUCAAACUAGGACUGCAAGUAGUUGUUACUGUUUGGAUGUAUGUACUUAUGUUGUCUAUUUGUUGUAAUUGUAAUGUUGGCCAUCUAAUGAAACAUUCAUGUGUUUUACAAUUUACCUUUACAGAUUUACAUAUGUACAGAUUUUACUGAAUUUACUAUGUGUAAUUGAAUUGCUUAAAAAUGUCACUGAUCAUCCAAAAAAAAAAAACC